Pseudozyma flocculosa PF-1 is the source of this 615-nucleotide messenger RNA. RefSeq lists its product as uncharacterized. The record is from RefSeq and is a predicted model, not a curated record. Gene Ontology annotation, biological process: cytoplasmic translation. Gene Ontology annotation, molecular function: RNA binding; structural constituent of ribosome. The transcript is spliced from 2 exons. Gene Ontology annotation, cellular component: ribosome; cytosolic large ribosomal subunit. NCBI's taxonomy places the organism in Eukaryota, Fungi, Basidiomycota, Ustilaginomycetes, Ustilaginales, Ustilaginaceae. The coding region runs from base 1 to 615 and encodes 204 amino acids.
AUGGGUGCCUACAAGUACGUCGAGGAGCUCCACAAGAAGAAGCAGAGCGAUGUCCUCCGCUUCCUUCUCCGUGUUAGGUGCUGGGAGUACCGCCAGCUGAACGUCAUCCACCGGGCGUCGCGACCUUCGCGACCCGACAAGGCUCGCCGCCUCGGAUACAAGGCCAAGCAGGGCUACGUCAUCUACCGCAUCCGCGUCCGCCGCGGCAACCGCAAGAAGCCCGCUCCCAAGGGCGCCACCUACGGCAAGCCCGUGCACCAGGGUGUCAACCAGCUCAAGUACCAGCGCUCGCUCCGCGCCACGGCCGAGGAGCGCGUUGGCCGCAAGUGCGGCAACCUGCGCAUCCUCAACUCGUACUGGAUCAACCAGGACGGUGUCUACAAGUACUUUGAGGUCAUCUGCGUCGACCCCAACCACAAGGCCAUCCGCCGCGACCCGCGCAUCAGCUGGAUCGCCAAGGCCGUCCACAAGCGCCGCGAGAACCGUGGCCUCACCGCCACCGGCAAGAAGUCGCGCGGCCAGAACAAGGGCCACCGCUUCAACAACACUGCCAAGGGCGGCAAGAACUCGGUCAUCCGCCACCGCGACACGCUCCAGCUGCGCAGGUACCGCUAA